UUAAUAAAAAAAAGUAAUAGAGCAAUAUUUGUUUUUGUUGAUUCAAAAGAAGAAAAAUAAUUUAAUUGGCAAUUUUGAAAUAAAAAAAAAAAAAAGUGCGUGUAAAGUUUAACAUAAACAAAAAAGUUUAACAUAUAUACAGAAAAGUUUAAGAGAAUGGCUGCCGAAAUAUAUUCACAGUCGGAGUCUGGAAACGAUCAUUUCAAAAUGAACAAAUUGUGUCGUCAAUUGUCAAUUGAGUCACCUGGAUCAAUUGUCAAAAACUGCGUAUUCAAUUUCUAUGUUCCGAUUCAAGAUACUCCAGUUAAAGGUGCUCGUGUUAAAAUUGUUUGUGCUGGAGCAUGUUACAAACGCAAUCGAUCUGCUUCGAUCUCUUCAAUGUCAUCAGUUUCAUCAGAGCUUAGUGAUUAUAAUCCAACAACACCAGCAGCUCAACAGCAGCAACAGCAGCAGCAGCAACAAUCAUCGCCAGCACAUCAAGGAUUUCGAGAGGGAUCACUUUUCCCAGGAUUCGAAGUGGCUGGAGUAAUUGAAUGUUUGGGUGAUGAGGUCGAUUCAGAUUGUCCUUUGAAAAUUGGACAGCGUGUUAUUGUCUAUCCAUUUGAUGAGGAUCCAGCUGGAUAUGCUGAAUUAAUGGUUGUUCCCGAUUUAAAAUAUAUCGUACCAAUUCCUGAUGAAUUACCAAUGAGUGUAGCUGCAAUGUUGCCAACUGGCGCAUUAUUGGCUAUGAAUGCUGUAUUUAAAGCUCAUUCAGUUGUUACAAAGAUUCUUGAAGAUCGCAAAGAACGUUGCGUCGAAGAUAAAAAAUGUAAAAUUCUAAUUGUUGGCACAGGUGGUUUGGCAUUGUGGGCAGUUAGAAUUGCCUCAUAUCACUUUGCUACUUCGGGUGCAAACAAUUUAGUUGACAUAACUGUUGCCAGUUUGCGAGAUGAAGGUUUUCGUUUGGCUACCGAGAUAAAAAAUGUUAACGUUGUGCAAUGGAAUGAAUGUUUGUACGAGCCACAAUUAAUUGAAAGAACAAAAAAUGUAUGCGGUGGAGCUGUUGACGUUGUCAUUGAUUUUGGAACAACAUCAAGAAGUCUACAUCGUUCUAUAAAUUGCUUGUCAAUGGGAGGAGUUGUUCUCAUAAGCGAGGAAGUUGCUGAAAAACUUCUUCCCAAAUUCGCACGUCUUGCAAGUGAAAACCAACAAGAAAUAAUACCAAUAUCAAAUGGCAGUAUACAACAACUACAUGAUCUUGUGCAAUUGGUUGCUAAUAACAAAAUUCAGCCACCGCCAUAUUCAGUAUUUCCAUGUGAUCAAGCAUCCGAUGUUGUACAAAAACUUUGCAAUUCAGAAAUACCUGGACGGGCAAUACUUCGCUUUCAUGACAUUGAAUGAAAACACAAUAAAUACCUUAACUAAACAUGAAAAUCAUGAAAACAAAAAAAAAUAAAUUUUAAAAAACAUACUUAUUAUUCGGAAAUGUAAACAUUCUUCAAUACCAAAUCUUUUAUCUUUAAUGACAUUAUAUAUAUUAGUUUUUAUAUUUAUAACAUAAUAAUAAAAAAGUAAUUUAUUCUA
This is a messenger RNA of Episyrphus balteatus (marmalade hoverfly), 1563 nucleotides long. RefSeq lists its product as uncharacterized. Lineage: Eukaryota; Metazoa; Arthropoda; Insecta; Diptera; Syrphidae. The transcript has 5 exons. The record is from RefSeq and is a predicted model, not a curated record. Bases 157 to 1380 code for a protein of 407 amino acids. Gene Ontology annotation, molecular function: alcohol dehydrogenase (NADP+) activity. Gene Ontology annotation, biological process: alcohol metabolic process.